Paramecium sonneborni is the source of this 498-nucleotide messenger RNA. NCBI's taxonomy places the organism in Eukaryota, Ciliophora, Oligohymenophorea, Peniculida, Parameciidae. The record is from the annotation of a GenBank genome assembly.
AUGAAUCAUCGACUAAAAACUGAGCUUACAGAAAGACAUCUAAACUAUGAUAUCAAUUACGAUAGCAUAAUCAUUGUAAAAGACAAAGAAUAAAAAAAUAUAAGUCCCCAAGCUCUUUUAAGUCUUGAGUUUUAUGGAAAAUAAACUCCAAAUCAAUCUACUAAAUUGAUCAAAAAUUUCAAACAUACAUAGAGAAUCACUCUUUCAUCAUUGAAGAAAGCUUAAGCUAUUUACAGUCCAAUCUUUAAUUCUAAGUAAAAAAAAAGAUUUCCAGAAUCUCCUUCAAACUUUCGAAUUAAACCAUCUAAAUUGAAUUCUCAUAAUACUACUAAACCAACUCUCUAUACUCCAAGUACAAAAACUCAAGAGAGUUAGUUAGAAUCAUAAACACAAUUUGAUAUUAAGACUUAAAUAUCAAAAAUUAAGUUAAUAUUAAGUUCUAAUAAUCCUAAAAAGUAUCAAAUAGACUUUACUAAAUUUAAAAAAUCUAUAUAUUGA